AUGGAUCAAGUGGAUGGUGAGCCUUCGAGCCACCAACCGGUGGUACACUAUACUAAACCAAUUCUCGCUUCUAUCGGCACAGUAUUGAUCGAUGCGUUCGACUCACCGCCCAGGCCGAUUAUAGACCCAGUAGUGGUCUCGAGCAAAAUUCUGGGAUUGCCCACUUCCGCUGCCAUUACCACUCCCACUCUCCCUACUCCGCCUUCUCCGUCAAAUCCAAGUGGAACUACAACUUCAACUUCUAGUUCAUCUUCUUCUGUUGCAUUGAGCAAUAACAUUCAUCAUCAACCUUUAUCGGUCCCACCACAUCUUAUAACACCAAUCACUUCACCCGUACCAUCAGUUGGACCCUCAACACCCCAAUUGAGUCUCGAUGACAUACCGUCACCCAACGCUGAAGAUGUGUAUGAGAUGUUGGGUGGUGGGGCAUUGUAUGCUCUCGUAGGAGCGAGGUUCUGGUUAUCACCCAAACAACUUCGUACAUUAGUAGAUAGAUCACCGGAAGAUGAACCAAACGAUCUACCAAUUGAAGUAGAGGAUAAAUUGAAAUCUCUAGGUGAAGACAUAUGGGUUUGGAAUAGAGGUAAAGGUACUAAAAUGACCAGAGCAAGAAUUCGGUAUGAAGGUGAUAUCAGGUUCUUUCAACCAAUUGUGAAAGCCCCACAUCGUACGAUCGCUCAGAUCAAUUCAUCACCUUUACAUGGAGCGGAAUACCUUCAUAUAAGUCCACCUUAUUCACCUGAAAACGUUGCUACACUUCUUGAUGAGAUCGAUUCCUUGAAAAAACUCGACCCUGAGAGAUCUUGGUCACCCAAAAUCGUUUUUGAGCCUACACCACCAUCAUGUCAUCCUGGUCAAAAAGAAUGGCUAGAACGUAUCUUGUCACGUAUACAGGUGCUUUCACCAAAUCACGAAGAGAUAUUUUCAUUUUAUUCUAUACCUCUGAUGGAAUUUUCUGAUCCUGAUUUGAAACCUACAGUUGAAAAACUGAUCAAACAUCUUGUAUCUGAUGUCGGAAUUGGAGAAGAUGGGAAAGGUAUCGUAAUUGUUCGUUGUGGAAGAUUAGGCGCUUGCGUUGGAACUAAAUUGCACGGACUGAAAUGGUGUCCUGCAUAUUUCACUGGUCAGGAAGAAUCAAAAGUAAGAGAUGUUACGGGUGCUGGUAAUGCAUUUCUCGGUGGAUAUAUUGCUGGUUUAUCAUUAUCAGAUGGUGAUCCAUACGAAGCUCUACUGUACGCAACAGUCUCAGCUUCAUUCGUGGUUGAACAAUUCGGAUUACCGAUUCUGAGUCAAGUUGGUGAUGAUAAGGAGGAAUGGAAUGGUGAUUCACCUUAUAGGAGACUAGAGAGUCUUGGAAAACGAGUUGAAUAG
This is a messenger RNA of Kwoniella shivajii, 1371 nucleotides long. RefSeq lists its product as uncharacterized. The transcript has 6 exons. The record is from RefSeq and is a predicted model, not a curated record. Bases 1 to 1371 code for a protein of 456 amino acids. Lineage: Eukaryota; Fungi; Basidiomycota; Tremellomycetes; Tremellales; Cryptococcaceae.